AAAAGUCAUGUUUUUCCAAUAACGCUAACCGGUUCGCUGAUCUUAUAAAAUUUCGUGAGACGGUUCUAUAGAACCGGUGCGAACCGGCUGAAUCCCACCACUGGUUGACAUAUUGUCCAAAUGAUUACGAGAACAUUUCAUUCAAGACCUAAGCAUCGAAUGCAUACAUAUCUAUGUAAACGGUGGUCCGAGAUAGCACCACUCCAUUCACCAUUAGAGGUAUAAAUAUGAAGCCAUUUUGUCCCUCUAAAAUUCAAUCGGAGAAGAGUGCCAUUAUGUUCGACAACAUUGUACUUUUUAAGAUUUCUGGCUAAUUAUUCAUACAAAUUAUUGCGGAUUAUAGUAGCCGAGUAUAAUGUCUGAGAGUUCAUUGAACAAUAAAUCAAACUUUUCUGCGGAAAGAUCGUUGUCUCUCAGCAACAUCGGCGCUCUUAUGCAUAUUAUUAAAGGCAACAUUGGUGUUGGACUUCUAACGUUACCUUGGGCAAUGAAACAUGCCGGAAUUAUCUUGGGGCCAUUAUUUUUUAUAGGUAUUGGAAUUUUAACGGGACAUUGCAUGCAUGUGUUGGUCCGGUGUUCAAGAUAUUUUACUGGAAAAUUAAGGCUACAUUCAGCAGAUUAUGGAGAAGUUGCAUUAUACAGUGUGAAAUAUGGACCUAUUAAGUGGAUUCGCCCACAUGCACCUCAUGCCGAAAUAAUUGUAAAUUUCUUCCUAAUCACAAGUCAAUUAGGAGCGUGUUGUACAUGCGUCGUUUUCAUUGGGCAAAAUAUACGACAGAUUAUCGUUCCUCACUGGCAAGAUGCUCCAGACGAUCGUGUUUUCAUGGCAAUGUUCAUUAUUCCGAUACUUCUCUUGAGUUCAAUUAGAAAUUUAUCGUUGUUAUCAUGGUUUUCAACAGCUGCAAACAUCGUUUUUUUAAUAUCGAUUGGGAUUAUUUUAAGUUAUACUAUGCAGAAUUUACCUCAACUUUCAUCACUUCCAGCAACUGGGAUUGUGACAGAAUUUCCGGUCUUUCUCGGUUCAGCAAUUUAUAUAUUCGAAGGUAUUGGAAUUAUUCUACCAAUUGAAAAUUCAAUGAAAACUCCUGAAAAAUUUCCUCUCGUACUAAAUAUUGCGUGGCCGUUUUUGAUCACCGUUUAUUUUCUGUUCGGAGGAUCUGGAUAUCUAAAAUUCGGAUCAUCUAUUUGUGGCGCCAUAACCCUUAACCUACCUAUCUGGGAUCCGUUGUACCAACUUGUUCGUAUGCUGUACUGUUUUGUUGUUUAUGUAACCUUUUCUCUUUGCUUCUACGUGCCGGUGGAAAUUAUCCUGAAAUUGAUUCAAAACAAAGUUCACACAAUGCAUAACUUCUACAAUUUUCUUGUUAGGACACUCCUGGGGUUAGCAAUAUGUGUGCUUGCUAUUGGGAUUCCAAACAUAGGAGAUUAUAUUUCGUUGAUCGGUGCAUCAAUGUCAACCUUUCUUGCUUUUACUUUUCCCGUUACCAUAGAAUCGUUAACUUUCCAUAGCAAGGCGCUGGAACCCAAAUUAGACGACGAAGAGGUUCGUCCUCUAAUCGGAGAGGACAGACUACCAUUGAAUUCAGAAAAAGAUUUGACAAAGUGGAGAGUCGUAAAAAACACUUUCAUUCUGAUAUUUGGUUUGUUGGGGGCAUUUUUUGGAACAAUGGCAGCCCUACGCAGUUUGAUAGUUAAUCUGGAACAUCGUGAUGUGACAGACAAAUGCAACGGAGGACUUUACUCUUUGAAUUUUUCAGAGAAUGCGGCAACUUAUAUCAAUAGGACAUCGAUUCCCUUGUGAACUCAACACUUGGCUGCUUGGGUGAAGGAUCAUUUGACUUACAAGAUUCUAAAAAUAAUGUGAGUGAAGGUGAUUUAUAGAGAAAAAAAAUAAUCUGCCAAAAUAUUGACUUGGUUGUCUGCAGUAGAAUCUCUAUCUGAUAAUUAGUGACUGUUGUAUAAAUAUUUAUUAAAUAUAAUAUCGACGUUUCCAAUUAACCUGAAAGCAUUUUCGCAAAUCAAUCACUACAGAAUUACUUUUGCUACCCUAAUAAAAAUAUAAAAAGAAAUUCUGUGAGAAUAAUUAUUUUUUUGCUGAGUCGUCCUCAACUUCAAUCUCAAAAAAUAUAAGUAUGAUCAAUACCUUGUCCCAUUCCCAUCCCAUGGCAAUUAUGCCUAUCCCAUCCCAUGGGAUUCCCGUUGGAACAAAAUUCAAUAAAAAUUGUUAAAUUUAGGUUUGGCGUUUACUAAAUAGGACUUCAUGUACAAAUAGACAUGCAAAACAACAAAAUUUACGGACUUUGUUAACUUUAUAUUCAUAACUAUUAUACAUCUGUCCAUCAGCUCCUUCACGAAGUAUAUUGUUUAUUAAUGCUGAAUAUGUUUUGCUAUUUAUAACUAACAUGAGAGCUAUGCUCAAAUAUAUGGAAACGAAGUCCAUAUCGAAAUGUUUUACCAUCAUUUCCCCGAAAAUCAUACGGUUUUCGUGUCCCAUGGGAAAUACAAAUGUGUGCUGUCCCAUCCCAUGGGACGUUUCCCAUGGACAAGCCUGGUAAUACUAGAUCAGUGGUUGUAUGCAUCCAUACAAUGAGGAGAUUGGCGACAAAAUUUGCAUGCCAGAAGAUUUUCUCAAAAACUUCUACCUUGCUAAAUAUAUGAACUAGCUUUUUUAAUAUAUAUAUAUAAUUUUUACAAAUAAGGCCAUAUUCUCUGUGAGAAUAACCCAAAUUCGAAAAUGUAGAAGGCUUAGGUUCGAGUUAAAAAAAACUUCAUGUAACUUUCUUUGUUAUUGAAAAAUGAAAUCUCGUGCCUCUUGAGAGAAAGGGUAUGCUGCUGCUGGGCUUUGAAAAUUGUAAAUUUUAACUCUUUUUCAUAUUUGUAAUUUUGACAAAUAACGCCGUGUUCAAUGAAAGAAUACCCUAAAUUCCCAGUUUUAUAAGGCGUAGGUUUGAUUUGUGUGAAAAACUUCAGGUAACGUUUUUUAUUAUUAAAUAUAUAUAUAUUGAAAUCUCGUGCGUUUUGAGUAGAUAAACAUGCUGCUGGAACUCCUGAAAAUUACCUCAUUUAGCCUUUUUUCGAUAAAUGUAAUUUAACGAAUAUAGCCAUAUUAGCUGUGGAAAUAUCCUAAAUUUUGCAUUUUGUAUUGUGGGGAAUUUUGCAAUAUUAGCGUAUAUUCAUGGCUAGAGUGCACAUUCCCAAAUAUUUCUCCGCUUUCGCUUCUAGCGUAUAUUGUACUUACUUAAUUAUUUUUAUUAUACAACAUCUCAUCCCUCUUAACCGGAAGGAUAUGGUAAUGAUCAUAGUGAAUUGCAAACUUUUGUAGUUUUUGGGGUGUAUCAUAUUUUAAUAUUAGCGUGUAUUCAUGACACUAUUGCAAAGGUACCAAAAAUUUUUUUUUUUUUUUUUGACGAAAAAACUAAUAUCUCGCUCCACUGAUGGGUAAGACGUGAUGAUGAUAUUUCAAAUAUCCAAAUUGCUAUAUAACGAUAAUGUACUUACUACAUGAAAUAACUUGUCAUCUGACUUCGCCAGCGAAACAUAUUAAUAAGAUAACAAAAACUUUUUUUACUUUCUGGUUGCUACUUUUAUUAAAUAAAGAAUUUUCGAUAUUCAAUAAAAUGCUUGUGAAACUUCUUGCACCUGUGAACUUUUGCAGCCAUGAUUAUUUUUACAUUACAAUUUGUGUUUCAAACAAAAUUUCAUUUCUUUGUUUUAAUUAUAGUUCAUCAAUCAUGAGUUUAAAUAUGGGCAAUUUAUGGUUGUAGGGAGUCAGCAUUAAUUCAUCAGAAUUAAAUUUAUGUGGCAUAAGAUAUAUCCUUGUAAUGACUAUAAAAACUAGGCGAUCAUAAGAAAGAUUAUACUUACAAUUUGUAAAAGAUCCAGAUUUUUAAUAUUUAAAUACAUACCGUAUUUCCCGGCGAAUAAGGCGCUUUUCUAGCCUCAAAUUUUUGGC
Styela clava is the source of this 3952-nucleotide messenger RNA. RefSeq names its product proton-coupled amino acid transporter 1-like. Gene Ontology annotation, biological process: L-alanine transport; amino acid transmembrane transport. Lineage: Eukaryota; Metazoa; Chordata; Ascidiacea; Stolidobranchia; Styelidae. The record is from RefSeq and is a predicted model, not a curated record. Gene Ontology annotation, cellular component: vacuolar membrane. Gene Ontology annotation, molecular function: L-proline transmembrane transporter activity; L-alanine transmembrane transporter activity.